CCCGAACUUUCCCAACAAGAGGUGGUAAAUGAGAAACUCACCAUGUAUCGCAGCUCAACAAAAAGAAAAUCAGUCCAAAAAUGGCUCUAUCAACUGAACUGUGCUCUUUAGUAAAAGAAACUCACCAGCAUAAAUUUCUACCAUUAUUUGUUUCCCUCCUCCCAUCACAACCCAUCUCUUAGUGUAAACAGAAAAUCACCAUUUUUAACCUUUAGCAGCAAUGGCUGAGCUGUUACUCAUCAAAGAACAGAACAGCUCACGAAUUUUAAUGAUGAAAUGACUACAGGGAAAAACAAUGGAAUAAUUAGUGUUUUUGACCAAAAUUUGUUUCUUUGAUCCACCCUAAAUCCCCCACGUCAUUCGCUAAUUUAGUUUUGGGUCGCAAAAAAACCGCGUUGUUUGUCUACUCUUUUAUUUUUAUCCCAAACAGAUAAUUAAUUGGAUAAUUUCAAUGCUCCACCCUCAUCCCCAGUUUAAAAAGAGGCAGCCAUUUGCAGCUCACAGUUUUUUACCCAAUCAUCCGACACCCUUCUCCGGAGACCAGAGCAGUGAACAGCGAUUGAUUUCAAUUUCCCGCCGGCGGCAAAAAGUCCGAGUCUUUGCUCAGUUAAACAAGUCAAGUCCUAAGAUUUUUUCUAGGGUUUCUUCACUUUGCCUUUCCUCAUUCUAAUUGCUCGUUGAAAUUCUGGGUUUAGGCUGUCAAGAUCAGUCCUAAUUUACUAGUUUUCCUUUUCCCCUUCAAUUUUCCCAUUCUCUGUAAAUUUUCCCGUCAAACAAACAGACAAACAGCCUAGCUGAAAACCCCUUCUCAAACAAGAGGGCGAUCCGCGACAAAAGCUUCUUCUCUGCUCCUUCCUUCUUUAAACAAUUCUUCAUUUUUGGGUGCGGGGUCUCUCUGCGCAUUUGUAUACGCGUCUCGCCUACAAAUACCCAUUCCUCUACCUUCUGCCACCUCUCCUCUGGUUCUGCCUGCUUCGCCCUUCAUUUCAUAGACUGCCGAUUCCGUGUUUCCUUUCCGUGGAUUAAUUGGGAAAGCCCUCUUCUGGAUUCGAAGUUUCUAGGUUUCCCUCUGUGUUCUUCUUUCUCUGGGCCGUGAUGGGUGCUAACAUCUCUUCGAUCUUCAUGGAUCCGGCGACGACUCGCUCUCUGUUCGGCGCUUUCGCGGUUCCAAUCCAACAGCCGCCGCGGAGACCGACUCUGGGCGACUUGCCGGAGAGCUGCGUGGCGCCGAUUCUCGCUAAUUUGGAUCCCGUCGAGAUUUGCAAGCUGGCGACGCUCAACAGGGCGUGUCGCGGCGCGUCUUGGGCUGAUUUCGUGUGGGAGUCCAAGUUGCCGGAGAAUUAUCGGGCCCUUAUGGAGAGAGUGUUGGGCGUUGAAGACGCUGAUGGGAAGAGGAUUAGCAAGAGAGAGAUUUACACCAGACUUUGCGCUGCUAAUACAAUUGAUGAUGGCUCUAAGAAAGUGUGGCUUGAUAAGACGACUGGCGGUGUCUGUCUAUCUCUUGCUUCCAAGGGCUUAAUGAUAACUGGCAUCGAUGAUCGACGAUACUGGAACCACAUUCCAACCGAGGAAUCAAGAUUCUCCUCUGUUGCCUAUCUUCAGCAGAUAUGGUGGUUUGAGGUUGGUGGAGAGUUCGAGUUCCCAUUCCCAGCAGGUACCUACAGUCUGUUCUUCAGGCUACAGCUGGGUCGAACUGCUAAGAGGUUUGGUCGGAGGAUCUGCAACACUGAGCAUGUCCAUGGUUGGGACAAAAAACCAGUUCGGUUUGAACUGACUUCCAACGGUCAGUAUGCAUCUUCACAGCGGUUCUUGAAUGAUACCGGGAAGUGGAACCUGUACCAUGCUGGCGAUUUUGUCGUCCACAAAGAUAAUGAUGCUUCAAUGACGAAGCUGAAGUUCUCGAUGACACAGAUCGACUGUACACACACAAAGGGAGGUCUGUGUUUGGACACUGUACUUGUAUUGCCUAGUAAAUUUAGAGAAAGGUUGAAGCAUUUUUGAGGCGUAUUCAUACCUUUUGAUAAUAGUAGCAGCGAGAGAAGAUUCACUAAAAAAAAAGCAGCGAGAGAAGAUCGUUUUAGGAGAAGAAAUAGCUCAUCAUCUC
Molecule: messenger RNA, 2104 nt
Organism: Linum trigynum
Lineage: Eukaryota; Viridiplantae; Streptophyta; Magnoliopsida; Malpighiales; Linaceae
Source: the annotation of a GenBank genome assembly